Phaethon lepturus (White-tailed tropicbird) is the source of this 681-nucleotide messenger RNA. RefSeq names its product retinoic acid receptor RXR-gamma-like. The record is from RefSeq and is a predicted model, not a curated record. Gene Ontology annotation, molecular function: retinoic acid-responsive element binding; nuclear receptor activity. Gene Ontology annotation, cellular component: RNA polymerase II transcription regulator complex. Lineage: Eukaryota; Metazoa; Chordata; Aves; Phaethontiformes; Phaethontidae. Gene Ontology annotation, biological process: response to retinoic acid; anatomical structure development; retinoic acid receptor signaling pathway. The transcript is spliced from 4 exons. The coding region runs from base 94 to 414 and encodes 106 amino acids.
CUGGCCACAGGCUUGCACGUGCACCGUAGCAGUGCUCACAGUGCUGGUGUGGGCUCCAUCUUUGACAGGGUUUUGACAGAGCUGGUGUCCAAAAUGAAAGACAUGCAGAUGGAUAAGUCGGAGCUGGGGUGCCUGCGAGCCAUUGUCCUGUUUAACCCAGAUGCCAAGGGUUUGUCCAGCCCCUCAGAAGUGGAAUUGCUGAGGGAGAAGGUCUACGCCACGCUAGAAGCCUACACAAAGCAGAAGUACCCCGAGCAGCCAGGGCGGUUUGCCAAACUCCUCCUGCGCCUGCCAGCGCUGCGGUCCAUCGGGCUGAAGUGCCUGGAGCACCUCUUUUUCUUCAAGCUGAUUGGGGACACCCCCAUCGACACCUUCCUUAUGGAGAUGCUGGAGACACCUCUGCAGGGCACUUAAGGGUCUGGCUCCACUCUGGCCACACCCUGGCCCCUGUGCUCCUGCACAGCUUCCCACCCCUCUGCUCUGGGCCUACAGGAGCUCAAGAGAUGACCUCCACCCUCCGCUCCUCCUCGGUGGGAUCGUUGUGUUUUUGUACAGCUUGUAAAUCACCCCCUCUAGCCUUCCCUGGCCUGGCCAUGGUGGGUCGCAGAUCCUCUGACCAGCUAACCCCCUGUACAGAUAAUUGCUUUAAAUUAUUUUUUCACUCUCAAUAAAAGCCAACAA